AUGCUGAAGAGGACAGUGGCCUGGCUGGACUCGGAGCUUCUCUUGCUGCCACGGUGUCUAACGAAUGGCGGGCGACCAGUAGGGCGUCCUCGGUUAUCACGGCCACCUGGGUGCUGCAGGGACUGUGGAACAACUGUGCUGGGAACGCCAUCGGAGCUUUGCACUGUCGCCCCCAUCACACCAUUCUCCAGCUUGCAGCUCCUGGGUCACUCCUGGUCCCCUUCUUCGUCCAGCAGCAUGUUUCAGGAGAUUGUGGCCUUUGUUCUGAGCGCUUCAGGCUGGGUGCUGGUCUCUUCCACUUUACCCACGGACUAUUGGAAAGUCUCUUCUCUUGAUGGAACAGUGAUCACCACAGCCACAUACUGGUCUAACCUAUGGAAGUCAUGCGUCACUGAUUCGACAGGAGUCUCCAACUGCAAGGACUUCGCUUCAAUGCUUGCUUUGGAUGGUUACAUCCAAGUGUGCCGAGGUCUUAUGAUUGCAGCAGUCUGCCUCGGAUUUUUUGGCUCAAUAUUUGCCCUUAUUGGAAUGAAGUGCACAAAAAUAGGUGGAAGUGACCAGAAUAAGGCCAAGAUUGCAUGUUUGGCAGGUGUAUGCUUCAUCCUUAGUGGCCUUUCCUCACUCUCCACAUGCUCGCUCUACGCACAUCGGAUCACGUCAGAGUUUUUUGACCCAAUGUACAUGGCACAAAAAUAUGAGCUAGGAGCAGCACUGUUCAUUGGCUGGGCAGGAUCUGUUCUCUGCAUUCUGGGAGGAAUCAUGUUCUGCGUCUCGAUUGCUGGAUCUUUCAGUAAAAGCCACAGCCAAAGGUCCUACUUUUACAAAAGCACCGUCUCUCACAUGACCCCGCUCCCAAAGGGUCCCAAGCCGGCCCCUCCCUACAGCUCCUCCUCCAGAAACCAGCACUUUGACAGGAACGAAUAUGUCUGA
Messenger RNA from Knipowitschia caucasica, 930 nucleotides. NCBI's taxonomy places the organism in Eukaryota, Metazoa, Chordata, Actinopteri, Gobiiformes, Gobiidae. The record is from the annotation of a GenBank genome assembly.